GCGCGCUCCAUUGCGCAGACGCGGCGCAGUGGGAGAGAGAGAGGAGGACGGACCGAGCGCAGAGAGAAAGGGAAAGAGAGAGAGAGAGAGAGAGAAGUAGAUAGCUAGCUAGAUAGAUAGAGAGAGAAAGAGAUACCGUUUCCUCGCGUUCCCGGAGACGCGCGUGCACACGACGAGUGUCAACGCGACGCGACGGAACGCGCGACGGUGGAAACCCCGGCGUGGCAUCGCGUACCAGAAGCGGGCAACCGGACGGACAGACGCACGUACGGACAGCGCGGCGAGGUCGGGCCGCGAAUAAUCCGAGAAGAAUAUAGCCGUGCGGCCGCCCCCUCUCCCCCUCCGUUCAAGCCAGCGCGUCGGGCUCGCGUUCGUUCGAGCGAGCGAGCGAACGCGACUUCCUCCGAGCGGUAGUAGUGCCUUCUGACGAGUCCGAGCCUCGCCAUCGUCGUCGUCGUCGUGCAGUCGUUCCUCGCAAGAGCGCUCGCGAUCGUCGCGUCCGCGUGUGUGCGCGAGCGGGCGCAGUGCCGUGAUCGUCGGACGGUGGGUAUUAUUAUCAUCAUUAUCAUCAUCAUCAUCAUCGUCAUCAUCAUCACCAUCCAUCGUCGUCGUCACAGUGUCGUCGUCAGCGUAAUCGUCAUCGUCGACUCGGAGCGCUCGAAGAGAACGGAGCGACGAGAGUGUGUUCGCUCUCCCUUCCCUCUCUCUCGCCCCCGCCCUGGUCUCUUCGCUCCGACCGUGCUUUAAUCUUCCCUCUCACUCUCUCUCUGCUCUUCUCGAAUGUCCAGUGCGAUCCCUCGGCCGACCACCCGGACUACGUCGUCGUCGUGGCUACAUCGCCGACGUGCGUCGUCAUCGCCGAAGAGGCCAACAGCAGCGCUGCUCCGGUGAACGCGCGCGCGAGGUGGGAGCUUCUCCGGAGGAGGAUCGGGAUAGAAAGAGAGGGAGCGAGAGAGAGAAGAAUGAGCAGCGCGCUCGCUCGCUCUCCCUUCCUCCCGCCCUCCGUCUCUCUCUCUCUUUUUUCUCGGGUCGCGUUUCCUGCGCUCUCGCACGCGCUCGAGAGUCCACGCAGGUAGGGCGAGCCGCGCCGCCGAUACCAGCCUGCCGGAGAGGUGGGAUCGACUACGAGGAGAGCGAGUUUCGCAGUCGCGACCGGUGUUGGCCGCCCGUAACGCGCAGAUCGGCGAGCGAUCGGGAGUGAGACGAGGAGGAGGCAGCAGGGGGCAAGAGAGAGAGAGAGAGAGAGAGAUAGAGGAGGACCAUCGGUGUAUCGCGGGGGGCGACGCUGCUAGUGUUGCCCGUAGCGGCGGCGGCGGUGGCGGCGGAGAGUUUGAUCCCGGUGAUUCGAUUCUACCGCGGCGGAAUAAUGCGCAGGUGAAAACGGAGGAGGAGGAGGAGGUGGAGAAGAAGAAGAAGAAGAAGAGAAGAGAAGAGCACACCGGAGUCGCCGUCGUCGUGGGAACGUGAAGAGCGGCGGAGAAGACGCGGUAACAGGAGGACUCCUGCACGUCGGACGCGUGCGUGCUUACGUGGGUGCGCGAGGAGAGGAACUAACCGAUAGAAAGACAGAGAGAGAGAGGAAAAAAGGAAGAACAGCGUGAUAGGAAGUGAGAAACGGAGCAGCGACAGCAGCAGCAGGAGGAAGAACACAACGCAGAAAGUGCGACGAAGAAGAGGUGGAGGAGGAGGAGGAGAGGACGUGGAGGUGAUAUCGCCCGAGAAAAGAAAGACAAAGAGAUAGAGAGUCCAAGCGGCCGAGGUGGAAGAGCGGCAGCGAGCGAGCGAGCUAGCUAGCUAACGUGCGCGAGUCAAAAUGGCGCUGAACCAGGACGUGGACCAGUUGACCAAGAACCUCGUGGUCAGGAUCGACCAGAAUUCCGAGUCGGACCUGCAGGCGCUGUUCGACAGCGUGCUGAAGCCGGACUCGUCGCGGCCGCUGCAGGUGCCGCUGCGCAUGCGCAAGCUGCCGGACUCCUUCUUCAACCCGCCGUCCACCGGCAGCAAGAGCCCGUCGAUCUCGCACUCGCGCGAGAACUCCGCGGAUUCCGCCUUCGGCACCGCCGCCGCCGCCGUCGCCGCGACACCGAGCAACCCCGGCGCCGGCGGCAGCGCGCCGAACAGCAGCGCGAACGGCAGCGGGGGCGGCGCAGGCGCCGCCGCUGCGGCCGCUGCCGCCGCCGCGGCCGGCCUCACCGUCGCCCACCCCCGCGCCCACAGCAGCCCGGCCUCCCUUCAGCAGACGUACGCCUCGGCGCAGCAGGCGCCGCAGCACGCGCCCCAGCCGCACGCGCGUCACCACCAUCAUCAGAAGCAGCGCAGCUACGACGUCAUCAGCACGGUCGACGACCUGGGCCCGUUGCCCCACGGAUGGGAACAGGCGCGCACCCCCGAGGGCCAGAUCUACUUCCUCAAUCACCUUACCCGCACCACGACAUGGGAGGACCCGCGGAAAACGGCCGCUGCCGCGAACGUGGCGGCGGUCGCCGCCGCGGUCGAGAGCGGCAAGUCCAACGGCAACACACUCGGCCCAUUGCCGGACGGAUGGGAGCAGGCACGCACACCCGAGGGCGAGAUCUACUUCAUCAAUCAUCAGACCCGCACCACCUCGUGGUUCGAUCCGCGAAUCCCGACGCAUCUUCAGAGGGCUCCCACAUCGGGCGCGAUGCUGCCGCAGAGCUGGCUCCAGCAGCCCACCGGCGGCGGCAUACAAAGCAACCAGAGCAUGCAGGCCUGUCAGCAGAAACUGCGCCUUCAGUCGCUGCAGAUGGAACGCGAACGCUUGAAGCAACGGCAGCAGGAGAUCAUGCGCCAGCAAGAGUUGAUGCUCCGGCAGACCACUACCGAACCCAUGGACCCAUUCCUGUCGGGCAUUAACGAGCAACAUGCCCGCCAAGAGAGCGCCGACAGCGGCCUGGGACUCGGUUCCGCCUAUUCCCUUCCUCAUACCCCGGAGGACUUCCUCGCGAACAUCGACGACAACAUGGACGGCACGAGCGACGGCGGUGCGCCGAUGGAGACACCUGACCUGUCGACCUUGAGUGACAACAUCGACUCGACCGAUGAUCUUCUGCCGUCGCUUCAGUUGAGCGAGGAUUUCAGCAGCGACAUCUUGGACGACGUGCAGUCACUCAUCAAUCCCAACACGACCAAGCCGGAGAACGUGUUGACGUGGCUGUAGUACGGCCCGGGGAGGCUCGGCGCUCGCACUCGCGGCGGAUUCGUUUAGUCGACCUAGCGAAUACACACAUACACACACACACAUAUACACGUAUUAUCGAUGCCGGGACACCGAUAGAGACGCACGCGAGGGAAAUUCUUUCCGGGGGUUUUUAUAUGAGAGAGCGACACCACCACCAGCGACCAUAACACACCGGCGACAACGAAGUAGCACGACUGUUCCGUGACGAAACGCACGCUCGCUUACCGGGCCGAUGAAUCUUCGAACAUGGACACACGGUGGCCUUAUAUCACAUUGCAGCGCGUUUAUGCUCAACAAUCUAGACGCGUGUGUACGUAAACGAUACAUGCGUGACGUUACAUACGUACAUGUGUGCAUAUAUAUAUAUAUAUAGAUAUG
Molecule: messenger RNA, 3577 nt
Organism: Dinoponera quadriceps
Lineage: Eukaryota; Metazoa; Arthropoda; Insecta; Hymenoptera; Formicidae
Gene: yki
Product: transcriptional coactivator YAP1
Exons: 7
Coding region: 1814-3178 (454 amino acids)
Biological process (GO): hippo signaling; positive regulation of transcription by RNA polymerase II
Cellular component (GO): cytoplasm; nucleus
Molecular function (GO): transcription coactivator activity; protein binding
Source: RefSeq, a predicted model, not a curated record